AUGAAGCAGUGGGAAAAAGAGGAAGAAAACCCACAGAGAUGCCGCCGAAGAAUACGGAAUGAGUCGCCGGUGGGUGUGUCCGAUGUGAGGCGUCCUUUGCCCAUACCGCUGACUACUGCCCUUCUAUCCUCAAAGCUGCGGCGUGAGCUGCAGCGCAUUUGGGAUGUCACAAGGGCCCCUGGCAAACUUGAACACGAGGAUCAUGCUGACGAUAGCCACACGGAGGAGGAAGUGGUGGUUGAUGUGCCUCCCUUCAAAGUUGGAACAAUGGAAAUGUACAGGCGAUUUCCAAAGCAGUACGACAUCUUUAUGCGUCGUCAUGAUUGCCAGGCGGUGCACGAGUACCUGGACAGCAUCCUGUUGAGUUUACAGCAAACCUCAGCCACGCCAAGUGAUGGAGGGAACUGUUUAGCUGCCGAGGGUAAGAUGUGCUUUGUGCGUGUGGCAGACUUUGGUUGCGGCACAGGGCGCAUUGCAAGUAUGGUUAGUCGGCAUCCUGCCGUCGGUGCGGUGUAUUGUUAUGAUAUUGCGACGCCGAUGUUGCGAGAAUGCUUGAUCAAUGUUGUGUGUUCAGUUGCUGAAUCGCGACAAGAGAUACGCGGGGUCUGUAUAUGCCCUAGUGCUUCUGCUUGUGUUGAUGGUAAUAAUGAUAAUAAUAAUAAUAACGCCUUGGAAACGACAGCUGCUGCUGCUGCUGAAGUGUGUGUGGGCAAUGACGGUGUGACUGAGAAUUCGGAUGGCGUCAUGCUGCUGUGCGCGCGUCCUGUCAGUUUUGGGGAUGUGCAACAGGGGUUUCUCACCACUCACACGCCCUGCCAUCUUGUCGUAUGUGCGUGGUCACUUUCCUACGUGAUGCGUGCACAAUGGGGCGAUGACCGCUGGCACGCGGCCAUCGAUGCAACAGUCGCCGCUCUUAUUGGGCUUCUUGACACCUCAGGUCCAGCCGCGCUCGUCAUCAUUGAGACACUUGGAACAGACACGACGGAGCCGCGGCGGAACAAUACUCUCUUGCAGCGUCUUGAAUCAGAACAUGGAUUUGAGCGGCGGUGGGUGCGCACGGAUUAUAAUUUUUGUGAUGUGGCGGAGGCGGUGCGUCUCACACGCUUUUUCUUUGGCGACUCGAUGGCACGUCGAAUGGCGGAGGAGAAACGCACCGCAUUGCCAGAGUGUACCGGUAUCUGGACCCUCUGGAGAAGGUGA
This is a messenger RNA of Trypanosoma cruzi, 1200 nucleotides long. RefSeq lists its product as uncharacterized. NCBI's taxonomy places the organism in Eukaryota, Euglenozoa, Kinetoplastea, Trypanosomatida, Trypanosomatidae. The transcript has a single exon. Bases 1 to 1200 code for a protein of 399 amino acids. The record is from RefSeq and is a predicted model, not a curated record.